Penicillium crustosum is the source of this 1491-nucleotide messenger RNA. Its product is annotated as FMN-dependent alpha-hydroxy acid dehydrogenase. The record is from RefSeq and is a predicted model, not a curated record. The transcript has 5 exons. Bases 1 to 1491 code for a protein of 496 amino acids. NCBI's taxonomy places the organism in Eukaryota, Fungi, Ascomycota, Eurotiomycetes, Eurotiales, Aspergillaceae. Gene Ontology annotation, molecular function: heme binding; oxidoreductase activity.
AUGGCCAAGGUAUUCGAUGCGACAGAAGUCGCAAAGCACAACACUCCUGAGAGUUGUUGGGUGGUGCUAUACGGCAAGGUCUACGAUGUCACCGAUUUCCUGAGCAGCCACCCCGGCGGUGCAAAGAUCAUUUUGAAACUUGCGGGACAGGAUGCCACCGAGGAGUAUGAUCCUAUUCACCCGCCAGGUAUAUUAGAGGAGGAACUUAAGCCUGAGGCAUUCUUGGGAACAAUCGAUGCCAGCACAUUACCAAAGGAGCAGGCAUCCUCUGAACCUCAAGAAGAGAUUGAGGGACCACCACCUAUGGAGAAUCUUCUCAACUUGGACGAGAUUGAGGAGGUGGCUACUAAGCAAGUGAGCAAGAAGGCUUGGGCGUACUACUACUCCGCAUCCGACGACCAAAUCAGCAAAAAGUUCAAUAAUGAGGUUUACCGGUCCAUCCUCUUGCGACCUAGAGUCUUUGUGGAUUGCACAAGGUGUGAGCUGGACACAACGGUCCUCGACCAUAAAUUGAAAACGCCUAUUUAUGUGUCUCCCGCGGCCAUGGCCCGUUUAGGUCACCCAUCCGGUGAGGCUGGCAUCGCGGAAGCGUGUCGUAGCUUUGGAGCCAUGCAAAUCAUCUCUAAUAACGCUUCCAUGACACCAGAGCAGAUCGUCAAAGACGCUGCUCCGGACCAAAUCUUUGGCUGGCAGCUUUAUGUUCAGAUUGACCGCAAAAAGAGUGAGACGAUGCUUGCACGCAUCCAGAAGCUCAAGGCAAUCAAGUUCAUUGUUCUUACCCUCGACGCCCCGGUUCCAGGAAAACGUGAGGAUGAUGAGCGAACAGGCAUGACUGGUCGGACCGCUGCCGUGCCCAGCGGCGUGAAAGCCGCCGAGCGCUCGUCAGAUGAUACCCCCAACCCCACCGAAGGAUCGGGAGGUGUCGGCCAGCAAUUGUUCGCAGGCACCGAUCCUUCCUUGACAUGGACAGAUACUUUGGCUUGGCUUGCCACUCAGACGGAUCUGCCUAUUGUUUUAAAGGGUCUGCAGACUCACGAAGAUGCAUACCUUGCCUCACUCCACGCACCUCAAGUUAAAGGUAUCAUUCUCUCCAAUCACGGAGGACGCGCCAUGGACACUGCCCCUCCGGCAGUUCAUACUCUCUUGGAGAUUCGGAAAUACUGCCCCGAGGUCUUCGACAAGAUCGAGGUGUAUGUGGAUGGAGGUAUUCGUCGCGGCACCGAUGCUGUCAAGGCUCUCUGCUUAGGCGCGAAGGCAGUUGGCCUUGGACGCCCGGCUCUGUGGGGUUUAGCGGCGGGUGGAGUCGAUGGUGUUCGCCGAACAUUGCAAAUUCUGAACGAUGAAAUCAAGACAUGUAUGCGACUGCUCGGAGUGGAGCGGAUUGAUCAAUUAGGGCUCCAGCAUAUCAACACUCGUGUUACUGAGCAGCAGAUCUACGAUGGUCCUACUGCCCUCGAACCCUUACGGCGCGCGUUCCGUGCGAGACUGUAG